Messenger RNA from Panicum virgatum (switchgrass), 1310 nucleotides. Its product is annotated as xyloglucan endotransglycosylase/hydrolase protein 8-like. The record is from RefSeq and is a predicted model, not a curated record. NCBI's taxonomy places the organism in Eukaryota, Viridiplantae, Streptophyta, Magnoliopsida, Poales, Poaceae. Bases 126 to 974 code for a protein of 282 amino acids. Gene Ontology annotation, cellular component: cell wall; apoplast. Gene Ontology annotation, molecular function: hydrolase activity, hydrolyzing O-glycosyl compounds; xyloglucan:xyloglucosyl transferase activity. The transcript is spliced from 2 exons. Gene Ontology annotation, biological process: xyloglucan metabolic process; cell wall biogenesis.
GCCUGCCCGCACCCAACCAACCCAACCGCGCUUGUGUUGUGUACACUCCACUAGUCGUCCCAGCUAGCGUCCCCUCCACAUCCAGCUCCACCCAAGCCAGCCAAGAAGCUAGCAGAGCAGCGUCCAUGGCGGCGCGGCGGGCCCUGGCCGCGGCCGUGGCGGUGGCGCUGCUGGCGGCGUCGGCGUCGGCGGACUCGUGGCUGUACGAGAAGUUCACCACGGACGGGCACGUGCGCGCCGACUACAACGCGCAGGGGCAGCAGGUGACGUCGCUGAUCCUCGACCGCCAGUCCGGCGGCGCCUUCUACUCCCGCCAGAAGUACCUCUACGGCGUCUUCAGCAUCCAGAUGAAGCUCAUCCGCGGCAACUCCGCCGGCACCGUCACCUCCUUCUACCUGACCUCCGGCGACGGCCCCGGGCACGACGAGAUCGACAUGGAGUUCAUGGGCAACAGCAGCGGCGAGCCGGUGGUGCUCAACACCAACGUGUGGGCCGCCGGCGACGGCAAGAAGGAGCAGCAGUUCUACCUGUGGUUCGACCCGGCCGCCGACUUCCACACCUACACCAUCAUCUGGAACGACAGGAACGUCAUCUUCAAGGUGGACGACCUCUUCAUCCGCAGCUUCCGGCGGCACGCCGACCUGCCGUACCCCGGCGUGAAGCCCAUGUCGGUGCACGCCACGCUGUGGGACGGCAGCUUCUGGGCCACGCAGCAGGGGAAGGUGAAGGUGGACUGGGCCGGCGCGCCCUUCGUCGUCUCCUACCGGGGCUACUCCGCCGACGCCUGCACGCCCGACGGCGACGGGAGGCCGCUCAGCUGCCCCGCCGGCACCGACCGCUGGAUGACCCGCCAGCUCGACGCCGCCGAGUGGGGCACCGUCGCCUGGGCCAGGAAGAACUACAUGCACUACAACUACUGCGAGGACGGCUGGAGGUUCCCGCAGGGGUUCCCCGCCGAGUGCUCCCGCAACUGAAUACUCAUUGCUUCUUCUUCUUGAUCCAUCAUCGAUUGGGUUGAUUGAUCUGGGAUGAUGCUGAUUCCAAAUUGGCAAAUUUCUUUCAAUCCUUGGCGUGUGUUCAUUUGUUCGUCGCCGGCCUUCCUUCCUCGGGUCGAUGGACGGGACAGGACGAUUGCUGCAUCUCUAUAUCUGCGAUGUUCUUGGCUCGCUACGUACAUUUUGCCACCCCACCCAUACUGUUCUUUUCUACUGUUCACUCGUUUUCUUUCGCCUUUCUGUUUUUACUGUGGGUUAGUUAUUGUUACUGAGACACAGAGGGAUUACAGUACAGUUAUACAGACAAUAAGGCCA